Molecule: messenger RNA, 1895 nt
Organism: Cercospora beticola
Lineage: Eukaryota; Fungi; Ascomycota; Dothideomycetes; Mycosphaerellales; Mycosphaerellaceae
Biological process (GO): transmembrane transport
Cellular component (GO): plasma membrane
Molecular function (GO): transmembrane transporter activity
Source: RefSeq, a predicted model, not a curated record
CUCAGCGACUUUUCUGCUGAGUCUUUCAACAUUUCAUGAUUUUCUGACACUCUCAAUCUCGGAUGUUCUGAGGUCUGAUUCACCUCUUGUGUCUCGCACGGCUGAAAAUACGCCACGAUCAAAGUCUUCGAAAUCGCUUGGACGGGCUUGCGCGAGCUUGUUCGUUCAGCCUCGUUUCUGUGACUCUGCUGACAUAUCCUGCACCACUGCUGCGACUCAUCAAGUCCAACUUCAGCUUCUUGCCGUUCCCCUGGACUCGAGCUCAACAGAUCGACGCAUAACCAAAGAUGCGGCUACCGUUCAGCUCAACGGACGAGAAGGUCGCCCAUUCGCCGACUUCAUCGGAACGUUUCGAGCAGCCCAACGACAUCACCUACCAACCCCAAGGCUACGAUGAAGACUUGCAUGUCGAAUGUCCGCCGCAUACUACAGAGCGCAAGCUGGUAGCUCGCAUCGAUAUCCACAUCAUCCCGGUCUUGUGUAUUCUCUACCUUUUGGCUUUCUUGGAUCGAGUUAAUAUCGCCAAUGCCAAUGUCCUUGGACUUUCCAAGGAGUUGGGUCUCGAAGGAAAUGAAUACAAUACGGCGCUCGUGAUCUUUUUCGUGCCUUACGUGCUCUUCGAAAUCCCAAGCAACAUCCUCCUCAAGAAGUUCCGACCAAAUGUAUGGCUUAGCUUGAACAUGUUCCUGUUCGGCUUCGUCACUAUCAUGCAAGGUCUCGUGAAGAACUAUGAAUCUUUGCUGGUUACCAGAUUCUUCCUUGGACUCUUCGAAACGGGCAUGUUUCCGGGUUGCUUUUACUUGAUCGGAAUGUGGUACCGGAGACAUGAGGCGCAGAAGCGAUACACGUUCUUCUUCUCGUCUACGACUCUAGCUGGUGCAUUUGGUGGGUUGCUGGCGGCGGCUAUUGGAAAGAUGGAUGGUCUGCAAGGCUAUCAAGGAUGGAGAUGGAUCUUCAUCCUCGAAGGCGCGCUCACAGUCGCCGUCUCCUUCCUGUUCUUCUUCCUCAUCCCUAGCUUCCCGGAAGACGCCAAAUGGCUCGGCGACGACGAGAAGGCCUAUGUUGCAGCUCGCCUCCAGAAGGAUCAGGGUCGCUCGGCCGUCGAGCGAUCCAUCACCGCCAAGGACGUCGGCAAUGUCUUCAAGGACUACAAGGUCAUCGUCGCUGGCUUCAUGUACUUUGGUCUCAUUGUUCCAGCUUACGGAUACGCCUACUUCGCUCCUGGAAUUAUUCAAAGCUACGGCUACGACCCUAUUCAGACACAGCUCCACUCCGUACCACCUUGGGCCGCAGCAUUCGGAUAUGCGAUGCUGCUCGCUGUGCUCUCGGACGCAACGAAACAUCGAUUCGGUUUCGCGGUCUUCAGUACAUGCAUCAGCAUUGCUGGAUUUGCAAUUCUGAUCAGUGUUCACAAUAACAAUACAGUUCAAUAUGCGGCUCUCUUCCUCGUCACCAUGGGCACAUAUUCCGCCAUGCCUGUCAUCGUCUGUUGGUUCAACAUGAAUCUCGGAGGCCACCAUCGCCGCUCUGUCGGCUCCGCGUGGCAAGUUGGUUUCGGCAACAUCGGCGGUAUCAUCGCCGUCUUCGCUUUCCUCAAGAAAGACGCACCAAAGUAUGUGACGGGCUACUCGAUCUGCAUCGCUUUCACGAUUCUGAGCAUCAUUUCGUGUAUCAUCUAUGGCUUCGCAUGUUGGUCGCAGAAUCGACAGAGGGACAAGUCGGUCACGGAUGUUGGGUUGACGGAGCACGAGAAGACCGAGCUGGGCGAUCUUAGUCCGACGUAUAGGUACUUGUUGUGAGAGGGGAGAGAGGAAGGAUGAUGAGUGUGUAACAGGCAGAGGCUAAGUAGCAAUGGUAUGAAUCAUCAGGUCUGUUGGCUAUGAGUACGAUACGAG